Molecule: messenger RNA, 1296 nt
Organism: Penicillium olsonii
Lineage: Eukaryota; Fungi; Ascomycota; Eurotiomycetes; Eurotiales; Aspergillaceae
Source: the annotation of a GenBank genome assembly
AUGGGUCGCCCUCAAAAAGACGUGGCGUCAUCGUCACACUCCCUGCAUUCCAUCGAAGACGCGCCUCCUCCGUACUCCGACGAUCCCGAGCCCUUCGAGCCCUUCGAGCCCUCCCAGUCCUCCCAACCCGCCAUCCCACCCCUCCGUCUAAUUGACUCAGCCUACGUUCCCACGGGCGCCAAAGACAUCAGACCAGAUGACAAGGUCGCGCUCACUCUUGCACCGCAGCUGUCUCAGAACAGCGAGCAGCUGUUCGACGCCAUCAGCACCCAGAUAAAACUUCCCCCGCGGCCUCUCCUCUACAUCAAAGGAACGCACACCGAAUCAAGCAAUAAUAAAAAAGACAAGAACAGCAGUACCGUCACAGACUUCGACUUCAGGCUCGAUCUUGCAGAGACCCUGCUGACAGGCUGGGAUGGUGGACGCGCGGCGCUCAACUGGAUGACAGUGGAGGUGCGCGACGACGAGGACCAGAAACCUGCGUAUCGGGGUGGAAUCAUCCGAUCGCGCACAUACAAGGCGCCUAAGAAGGCUGCAAUUCAUCUGUCGGAAGACAGCGAUGCCCUCCUGGGCCAAGAGCGUGGCGACCAGCAAGACCAAGCAGUCGCGGGCAAGAAUCUUCGCCUUUGGUGCGAGCGAUUCUGCAAUGAUCCAGCGCCUGUGAAAUCAUUCACCCUCCGUCGCGAACUGGGCGGAUUCGACUCGAACGCCAUGCGCAAUGUUUUCUCCACCCAUAUUCGCGAACUCAACUACCGCGGCACAGUCAACUACAGCAUGGUCAUUGCACACCACUCCGUAACAAUCUACUCCCCACACUGGAUCAACCGACUACGUGCAAACCGCGCCGUGUGGUGGGCAGUCGUCAUUCUACAACUAUGGAUCAUAGCAUGGCCGAUAAUCUUCUUCAUGGAGAAACGGUACGAGAUAGCCAGUACGCGCUGGCACUCGUCCCUGAUUCCGGAAACCGACUCCGCCGUUGAAAGAUGCUAUGCCCGCGGCCGCAACGAGUCCGCUCUAGCGGAAUACUGGGCUCCGGCUGUGAAGCAGGCAGCAUGGAGUCGGAGACAGGGUGGAUCUGAGGUUCUUACGAGGAUGGAUGCGGAUCGUAUGCAGGGGUAUAGUACCCAGCAGGUGAUUGGUGCUCGGUCUCAGGAUUCGGAGAGUGAGCGCGAGCGACGGGAGCGUGUUAAUAGUGGGCAGGGUGGGUUUGUUGAUGGUCUUGUUGGGUUGGCUAGAGGUAUUGGGGAGGUUAGGCAGGAUUGGAGGAUGUCUAUGGGGUGGGGUGCUAAUAGUUGA